Trichoplax adhaerens is the source of this 1071-nucleotide messenger RNA. RefSeq lists its product as uncharacterized. NCBI's taxonomy places the organism in Eukaryota, Metazoa, Placozoa, Uniplacotomia, Trichoplacea, Trichoplacidae. Gene Ontology annotation, cellular component: cytoplasm. Gene Ontology annotation, molecular function: phosphatase regulator activity; enzyme inhibitor activity; protein binding. The record is from RefSeq and is a predicted model, not a curated record. The transcript is spliced from 8 exons. The coding region runs from base 1 to 1071 and encodes 356 amino acids.
AUGUCCACGGCUGAACGUUAUGAAUAUGCCAAGAGACGUCGUCGAGAGCAACUCGAACGUUAUUUUGCCGCGGUAGGAAAUGGUCAGACUACAACUGAUCAUAAUGGACAACGUAGUAAUAACAAUAAUUAUAACAGUCGAGGUUUAAAAAUCACCUUUAAACCCGACAUCAUCUUACUUGAUUCUGCUGCGAGGAAUGACAUCGAUGAAGUUAGGCAAUUAUUAGAAGCCAAGGUUAAUCCGAAUGUUGCUAAUUGCGAUGGCUUAACAGCUCUACAUCAGGCUGUCAUAGAUAACUGCUUGGAGAUGUGUCAACUAUUAAUUAACUUUGGUGCUGACGUAAAUGCCUUAGACAAAGAAUCCUGGUCGCCACUACAUGCUGCUUGUAUGUGUGGCCAUGUAGAUAUUGCUAAAUUGUUGAUCGAUAACGACGCAGAUGUAGUCGCUUUGAAUAUUGAUGGUUUGAUGCCAUGUGAUAUGGCGGAAGAUGAGCCAAUGGUAUUCUAUAUCGAUGAAGUUAUGGAAAGCAAAGGACUUAACGAAGAAAGUGUUAUGGCCAUUCGCAAUCGAGCUGCUGAUCAGAUGUUGGAUGAUAUCAAAGAUGCAGUGAGAUCUGGGCGAGAUUUAGAAGUUACAGAUGAACACGGUGCUACCGCUUUACACAUAGCUUGCGCUAAUGGCUAUUAUGAUGUAGCUGAAUAUCUCUUGAAGAAUGGGGCUAAAGUUGACAAGAAAGAUAAGGAUGGUUGGGAGCCGAUUCAUGCAGCAGCUUGUUGGGGCCAGGACGGUGUACUAGAAUUAUUAGUUAAAUACGGUGCGAAUGUGGACGCUGAAACGAAUAAUUAUGAGAGACCUUUCGAUUUGUCGGAAGAUCCAGAUACUAAAAGAUUAUUAACAUUACUGAAACGAAAAGCCGAACAGCAGUUAUUUGCUCGACGAUCCAGUUCUACGUCUCGACCCAGAAGCAACUCUCGAAGUCAAGCUAUUAAAAGGUUAUCUAUAUCGGAGAAAUCUAAAGUUUCCUAUUCAGAAGCUGUCGCUGAAGCCAAGCUACGUUCUGAAGCGGUAUAG